AUGGUUCUUUACAAAAGGAAGCCUAUCAUACUUCCCGCUGCAAAAGAGCUACCGAGGAACCUGGGCGUCAAUGUUUGGCAUCUGAAUGAGACUGGAGAGUGGUUCACAUCAUAUGAGGAAUAUUUGGACAGAUUGGACUUUUACAAGACGAGACAUUUUACGUGCGAGAUCACAGGAACAUCGAGCCUGACGUUUUUCGAUGCUUUGAAUAGCGAGGAGCUUCAAUUCCGACUUGUUGAAGAAAAGUUUCCUUUAAAGCUGCGAGAGCCAAUCGCACGUUUUUUGCAUUUCAACGAGAUCCGCAGACUUGAUGUGCUUGUUGAGCGUGUCUACAGCAAGUUCAAGAAUGAUUUUUACCCCGGAGAAACCGUUUUUCUCCGCAAAAAGGGUCCUAAGCAAAUUUCACCGACCCCCCCUAACGAUCUCGAUGGUACUGGCCCAGUUGUCUCGCAAAUUCAAGUUCCGCGUUCAUACAUUAUAAGGGAAAAAGCGCAAUUCAACACAGCAGCUGUUCCUGAGAUUCCCGGGAGUACACCACAACCGUUUUCGAAAUACAUGUUGGUGGACGAGCACGGGUUGAGGUCUGUAAUCGCAGACCAGACCCAAAUAUACCGCGACCGUUCGACGUUUACGAAACACCUUAUUAAAUGUUUUUGUAAAAUUACACUGCGACGCGCUUCGAGCAAAAUGGGAGCACCUUGGUGUGUCAAAAAUGAAUAUCUUCCAGUAUAUGGCUUGGUAAUGGAUUGGCCAGCAGAGAUGGCUCACUUAAAGGACGACGACAAGAACAGCGUGAUUGAAUCAAAUUCAGAGAUUGGUGGUGAGGGAAUUGAAAGAAAGAGAACCGCCGAGGAUGGGAAUAACCUCGAACAAAAUUCAGGUUUGAAGAAAUCGAAAACUGGUAAUGGCGGUACCAAAGAAGUAGAAGAGCCUUUGCAUCGUAGCAAAGAAAGUGAGUCUCGGAUCCCCUAUGUACCACUGAUUCAAAGGGCCUACAAAAAUACUUACUGUUACGAUCAAAGAUUAGAGAAGGUCCCUCAGACGUCCAUUGCGUGCAAGUUUCCGGCGAUGACCAAAUUAGUUGAAAUUCAUCAAUUUUUGAUGGCCUUCAAAGAGGUUCUUAUGAUUUCAAAAUUUUCCCUCGAAGAAUUUGUAAUGAGCCUCAAAUGUACCACUAUACCACAACAAUCGCCGUCCCGGAUUAAAGCUUCUAUCAGAGGAGCUAAUCCCAAAGUUGAGGACGAGUUUAAAAAUUUUGAUUUAGCGACGUUCAAAGAUGCGUUACAAGCUCCUUUUGGGGCAACUUCCUAUUUCACGAAGCUUAACGAUUUAGUAAAUUGUCAACCUUCGCAACAUAUCUGCUAUGAGGUAGAGCAAGCUGAGUUGGAAAGUCUAGUGGUGUUUGAUGACGUCGCUGCUAGCGGAUGUUCGCUCUUGGUGGAAUGCUUUGUAGCACUACUGCGUUUGUUUAUUGACGAGGGAGGAGACUGGCGCUGCUUAGUGGCAGAAAGAUGGUUAGAGGAGGAGGCUACAGAGAAGGUCGAUGAAGAAAUGAGCACAAAUCACUUAAACACAGACACCGGCGCUGUUAAGGACCAGGAACUCAAGAAUGACACAAGUGACAAUCUUCUAGAACCGCAUAUCAAUGAUCUGUUAGAAAAAAGCAUAAAUUAUCGGAACAUCAGUUGGUCAGAACGACUCAUCAAGCGGAAUUUCCAAAAUGGAUCGUGGUUAAUCAUCUUGCUGGGAGUUUACCAGGAUUGUAUGCACAUGCCACUGUACACAGACCUUAUCGAGAAAUUUAUCAGCAAGGUCGUGCCCUCAGGCGGGCACGAAACCCAAUUGGGAAAAAGUCUAUGGAGAAACUUUUGUCAGAAUUUAAGCUUAGAAGAGAAGGUGGAAUCUCUUUGGAUCUUGGUCGAUUUGACUUCCAACUUUUCGCAGGACAUCAAAGAAGCGGUGGACGCUUCAAUGGAGUUGUGCUCUCAACUGAGAAGUGAGCGCUUCAAAAUCAGUCGAGACCUAAAAGUGGAGAUUAGCAAGUUGCAGAACACUUCAACUCAAGUAAAGGAAGCAAAUGAAUCAACGAUUAAUUCGGAGGAGGCACAGAAAUUGGGAGAGUCCCUGAUUGAGCUCGAAGGAAACGUGAAGCAAUUGGGGAGGGAUAAAGUCUUGUUGGAUCAAGCUUUGGUUGAUAACGAUCUUCAGAAGUUGAGACCUGUGGGUAAAGAUAGGCACGGUAAUAAGUACUUUUGGUUUAAGGGAAAAGGGGACAGGAAUUUGAACAGUCUGGAAAAAACUCAAUUUUCACAGCUGUGGAUCCAGGGACCUUACAUUUCGGAGGCUUCCUACUUCCUUGAGGUUUCCGUACAAGAUAUUGAUAAAUGGCUUGAAACAACUUCUAAAAGCUCCAGCAUAGCAGCUACAAAAAGUAUAUUCCAAAUAUACAGGGUUGAUGACGGGUCUUAUAAUGUUGUGAAUGGAAAUUUAGAACAGACUCUGUUGGACGCAGGCGGAAAGAUCACAACUUCCGUUGAACUCUCUCCCAUACAAAAAAAAAUUUUGGACGAAAUGCCGGAAAGACUUCAGAUUUCCAGCACGCAAUGGUCUGCAAUUGAUACAGAGGAAGACUUCUUGUGCUUGCUAACUCGACUCAGCUCGCAAAUCAAAUGCGAGCAAGAAUUGUCCAAAGGGCUCAGAAAUGAUCAGAGUAGCUUAAUAGAGGAUUUGAAGCAAAAUGAAACCAUUUUAGCAGGCAUUGACAAACGUAUCAACGCGUUGGUGGAUGAAUUCUCUAAGUACACGCUAAGUGACGAUGACUUCGUUGAGAGCUUGGAGCCCUUAGACUACAAAAAAACUCUUCAAAAUGAACGCGAGCUCGAUGAUAUCUUGCAGGAGCUAAUGGAACUGGACGAUUCAUCUAAAACGAGAAAAGCCUUGAACAGGAUCGAGGAGCUUGAAACCCGACGAGACGAAUUGAUCAAAUCGCGGAGUCUCGCAGCAAAAGACUCAUCUCAGCAGCAUGGUCUUACACUUAAGGGCUCUUUAAACAAUUUGCAAGUCAGGGAUCACAAAUUGAAGUGUCAAACCGAAAUUUUGACUGAAUUAUCGAAUCUCAAGAGGACGAUUUGCCUUGAAACAGCUACAUCCUGGGAUAAUUUAGCAGCAAGAAAAGUUUGGAACACUACACUUUACAAAGGUGCCGCCGGAGAAUCGAAAGUUGAGAUUGAUAGAAGUUCGGAAUCUAGGCUGAGCAAAAUUCUGGAGAACACCUUUCGUGUAAUAAACAAGAAACCCUGA
Messenger RNA from Lachancea mirantina, 3300 nucleotides. The record is from the annotation of a GenBank genome assembly. Lineage: Eukaryota; Fungi; Ascomycota; Saccharomycetes; Saccharomycetales; Saccharomycetaceae.